Molecule: messenger RNA, 2565 nt
Organism: Austrofundulus limnaeus
Lineage: Eukaryota; Metazoa; Chordata; Actinopteri; Cyprinodontiformes; Rivulidae
Gene: aspg
Product: asparaginase homolog (S. cerevisiae)
Biological process (GO): amino acid metabolic process
Molecular function (GO): asparaginase activity; protein binding
Source: RefSeq, a predicted model, not a curated record
AAUAUGGAAGGCGCUUUGCUGUAUUUURCUGUUUAAGACCGCGGUGUUCUAAACACUUUCGUAUAACGGUUUUAAAGCGGCAGCGCCACUUUUCGAGACAGGAGCAUGGCGGACGUCAGCUGUCCGACAUCCCUGGUAUCUCUCGGCCGGGCGCUGUCUCAACCGUCCCUCAAUCUUUUAGAAACAAACGAUACGUCUCCGACAACCUCUCAGCUGCACCCAUGCCGGAGGAGAAAGCUGUCGAGCUGCAGCUCGAUCGAGAACGGGGACCCGGUCACUUCGCUGUUCGCCGACGAGUCCCGUGUCCUGGUCAUCAACACCGGGGGAACCAUCGGGAUGACGUUACAUGAUAACGUUCUUGCCCCCAAAGCCAAUGCUCUGGUGCAAAGCCUGCGCAAACUGCCCAUCCUGCACGAUGAGCUGUACGCCCAUCAGACCUCCAUGUAUCAGUACUACGGUUCUGAGAACUCCCUGGUCCUGCCAUUGAAUAAAUUAAAUAGGAGGAUAAUCUACACCAUCCUGGAGUACAGUCCUUUGCUGGACUCCUCUAAUAUGACCACAGAUGACUGGGGCAGAAUUGGAAAGGACAUUGAGAAAAACUAUGAAAACUAUGAUGGAUUUGUGAUUCUUCAUGGGACAGACACUAUGGCUUACACAGCCUCAGCCCUGUCCUUCAUGUGUGAGAAUUUGGGGAAACCAAUAAUUCUCACCGGCUCCCAGGUGCCCAUCUACGAGCUGAGGAAUGACGGCAGAGACAACCUGCUGGGGGCACUGCUCAUCGCUGGCCAGUUUGUUAUUCCUGAGGUGUGUUUAUAUUUCUUCAACAAACUCUACAGAGGGAAUCGCGUCACAAAAGUGGAUGCUGGGAGCUUCAACGCGUUCUCCUCCCCUAACUUGGCUCCUCUGGCGACAGCUGAAGUUGAUAUUUCAAUCAGCUGGGAUACUGUUUGGAGGGCAAACACCACAGCAAAGUUUCAAGUCCGAACAGAGCUGAACCGGAACGUGGGUCUGCUUCGGCUCUUCCCAGGAAUCACUGCUUCUACUGUCAGGGCUUUCCUGCAGCCCCCCAUGCAGGGUGUCGUUCUGGAGACCUACGGGAGUGGGAAUGCCCCCGAUAAUCGUCCUGACCUGCUGGAUGAACUGAAGAAAGCGACUGACGCUGGCGUCAUCAUCAUGAACUGCACACAGUGUCUGAGGGGGACUGUGUCAGCGUCCUACGCCACCGGCAUGGUGUUGAUGGACGCAGGGCUGAUAGCCGGGGGUGACAUGACUCCUGAGGCUGCUUUGUCAAAACUCUCCUACAUCUUGGCCAAGAAAGAGCUUAGUCUGGAGGCCAAGAAAAAGAUGAUGGCUGAGAACCUGCGAGGCGAAAUGAGCGCUAAUCUCGACGGAGCCAAAYUGUGUCUGAGUGACAGCCAGUUUAUCCAGGUCAUCGCCAAGUCGCUGAGCAUCAGCUGCAAGGAGGAGCUGGAAGCCAUCCGUGAUGCUCUAACUCCCCCGCUGGCAUGUGCUGCUGCGAAGAUCGGAGACAUAGAAGCCUUGAACGCCCUAAAAGAAAUGGGAAGUAACUUGUGUUURGGUGACUUUGAUGGACGGACGCCUCUACAUAUCGCUGCCUGCGAGGGUCACUUCAAACUUGUGCAGUACCUCCUCAGUAAUGGAGCCUCGGUCCACUCUAAGGACCGCUAUGGGGACACACCUCUGUGCAAUGCUGUGCGCUUUAGCCUGGCAGCCAGCGGUGACAUAGAUGGCUUGGAAAUCUGGAUCCUGGCCGGGGCGGAUCUGAAUAAGCCAGGCUACGAUGGAAAGACGGCAGAUCAAGUGGCUGAGGCUGCCGGCAGAAAGGAAGUGGUGAUGUUUUUAGUCCAGCUCAAAGGCACCAAAUCUAUGACAGUAUUUGGUGAAUUUAAUGAGUAUGAUGAAUAUGAUGAUGAUGAUGAGAACUCUGACACAAUCGAGUUCACCGCCAUCCCAACAGAAAACUGAACCAGCACCACCUGGUCUGAGGAGAACCUCUCCAGUCCCUCCACCACACGCCGUCCACCGUUGGAUUUUAUUUUUUUAAAUGUCUGCACUCUACAUAUGCUUGGCUGCUUUAGUGUUUUCAUCCAAACUUGUAUUAUUGUGUGUAAAUUUAGCUUUUAUUUGACCUGAAAGGCCAAAAAAAACCAACAUAAAAUUAAAAAUUGUGCAUGUUUGCAGAAAGAUGUUACAGCGUUGAAUGUUUUAUUUAGAUGUUCKUACGAACAGAGAUGUUUAAUCAGGGAAUCAGGGUAAACUUCACCAGAGCUGUUUUUAAAAGUCACAUGAUCGUAACAAAUAUGUUUUUAUACCAAAAUCAAAAGGUGUGUGAUGUUUCACAUGAUAGUGUGUUUUCACAAAUUCUGUUUUUAAUUGUUGUUGUUGCAAGAUUAUAAAAAGCACCUUGUAAAAUCAGAUUUUUUUUUAUUCUGUAUUGAAAACAAUCGAAUGCAAUAAUUUCCUCCUCUGUCAAUGAACUGUUUAAGUUGUUAAACUGAGAUUUUCACUUGCUGCUGCUGAACAGACAUUAAAAAGCUGCAGUUA